CAGUCUUCUUCUAACAUCAAAUGAUGUUGUCAUGGCACUACUCUACGAGCCAUAUUCCACAUCAGUUUAUUAUGUUCCUUCGCAUGCUAUGCUAUUGUCAUUCUACUAGUAGAAGCCAAAAUAUUAAGGGAGCAUCACGAUGUUACUUAUUUGGUUCUUGCUAAUCUCUUACACAACUACAACUUCAACUUCAACUUUGCGAUCCGUAAAUCAUUUAGCAGUGAGUCAAUCCAUUCGAGAUGGUGAGACUUUGGUUUCAGCUGGUGGAAUUACUGAACUGGGUUUCUUCAGUCCCGGAAAUUCGACAAGACGAUACUUGGCUAUAUGGUACACAAAUGUAUCCCCUUACACAGUGGUAUGGGUGGCUAACCGAAACACACCUCUUCAGAAUAACUCAGGAGUUCUCAAACUCAAUGAGAAAGGGAUUCUUGAGCUUCUCAGUCCUACAAAUGGCACCAUUUGGUCAUCCAAUAUAUCAAGCAAAGCAGUGAAUAAUCCAGUUGCUUAUCUUUUGGAUUCGGGAAAUUUUGUAGUGAAAAAUGGACAUGAAACUAACGAGAACAGCUUCUUGUGGCAGAGUUUUGAUUAUCCAACUGAUACAUUGAUGUCAGGAAUGAAGCUUGGGUGGAACAUAGAGACUGGUCUAGAAAGAUAUCUUACAUCUUGGAAAAGUGUUGAAGAUCCAGCUGAGGGAGAAUAUACUUCAAAAAUUGAACUUACAGGAUAUCCACAAUUAGUACGGUUCAAGGGACCUGAUAUAAGAACCAGAAUAGGAUCAUGGAAUGGCUUGUAUCUAGUUGGAUAUCCAGGUCCAAUUCAUGAAACAUCACAAAAAUUUGUGAUCAAUGAAAAAGAGGUGUAUUAUGAGUACGACGUUGUUGCUCGAUGGGCCUUCAGUGUAUAUAAACUGACUCCUUCAGGCACAGGGCAGUCUUUAUAUUGGUCAAGUGAAAGAACCACAAGGAAAAUCGCCUCAACUGGGGAGGAAGAUCAAUGCGAGAAUUAUACCUUUUGUGGAGCAAAUUCUAUAUGCAAUUUUGAUGGUAACCGACCAACUUGUGAAUGCUUGAGAGGUUAUGUUCCCAAGUCUCCUGAUCAAUGGAAUAUGUCAGUCUGGUCCGAUGGUUGUGUUCCAAGGAAUAAAUCAAAUUGCAAGAACAGCUAUACAGAUGGUUUCUUUACAUAUAAACAUUUGAAAUUGCCAGACACAUCUGCAUCACGGUAUAAUAAAACCAUGAACCUUGAUGAAUGUCAGAGGUCAUGUCUUACAACCUGUUCCUGUACAGCAUAUACAAAUUUGGAUAUCCGUGAUGGAGGGAGUGGCUGUCUACUUUGGUCUAAUGAUCUGGUUGACAUGAGGAAAUUCUCUGAUUGGGGACAAGACUUGUUUGUCAGAGUCCCAGCUUCAGAAUUAGACCAUGCUGGCCAUGGAAAUAUCAAGAAGAAGAUAGUAGAAAUCAUCGUUGGUGUAAUCAUUUUCGGAUUUCUCAUAUGUGCAUCCGUAUUUAUAAUAAGAAAUCCAUGGACAGCAAGAAAACUUUACAACAAGCAUUUCAAAAGUAAACCGAGAAAGGAAGAUGGUGAUUUGCCAACUUUCAAUUUGUCAGUCUUAGCUAAUGCUACCGAAAACUUUUCAACUAAAAAUAAGCUUGGCGAAGGUGGCUUUGGACCAGUGUACAAGGGAAAGCUGAUAGAUGGACAAGUGUUAGCUGUGAAAAGGCUUUCAAAGGAAUCUGGACAAGGGCUAGAAGAAUUCAAAAAUGAAGUAGCAUUGAUUGCGAAACUUCAGCACCGUAAUCUUGUAAAACUUCUGGGUUGUUGUAUCGAAGGAGAAGAAAAAAUGUUAAUUUACGAAUACAUGCCGAAUCAAAGCUUGGACUACUUUAUUUUUGAUGAAACCAAAAGGAAAUUGCUAGACUGGCAUAAGCGUUUCAACAUUAUUAGUGGCAUUGCUCGAGGACUUUUGUAUCUUCAUCAAGACUCUAGGCUGAGGAUUAUUCACAGAGACCUAAAAACUAGCAAUAUUUUACUAGAUGCAAAUUUUGAUCCCAAAAUAUCAGACUUUGGCUUGGCUCGAUCUUUUUUGGGAGAUCAAUUCGACGCAAAGACAAAUAGAGUGGCUGGCACAUAUGGUUACAUACCUCCUGAGUAUGCUGCACGUGGGCAUUUCUCAGUGAAAUCAGAUGUCUUUAGUUAUGGUGUGAUACUACUAGAGAUUGUAAGUGGGAAGAAAAACAGAGAAUUUUCAGACCCACAACACUACAAUAAUCUUCUCGGGCAUGCAUGGAGAUUAUGGACCGAAGGGAGGGCGCUGGAACUAUUAGAUGAAGUGUUAGGAGAACAAUGCACACUCUCUGAAAUCAUACGAUGCAUACAAAUAGGCCUACUAUGUGUGCAACAAAGACCAGAAGAUAGACCAGACAUGUCAUCCGUGGGUUUAUUCUUGAAUGGUGAUAAAUUAUUGUCAAAGCCUAAGGUUCCGGGUUUUUACACCGAAAAGGAUGUUACAUCUGAAGCAAAUUCUUCAUCGGCAAAUCACAAACUGUGCUCAGUUAAUGAACUGUCCAUCACAAUAUUAGAUGCAAGAUAGGGAAUGGAGGCAAGCAAAUGUUAGGGCUUCACCUUAUAAUGUGAAACAUAACAGCUAUUUUCAUUAUACAUAACUAGUGAAAGUUCUAUUAUGAUUACCAGCUUUGCCUUUGUUUCAUGUAUCCAAAUAAGUGUAUGAGAUAAGCAUACUUUGAAGACAAUAAUAUUGCUAUCUGCACUAGAAUAGAGUUCUGAAACAUCUCCAGAUAUAUGAAGCAAUUUAGAUCCUUCUUAACUUGUUCUACA
Messenger RNA from Glycine soja, 2835 nucleotides. Its product is annotated as G-type lectin S-receptor-like serine/threonine-protein kinase At4g27290. Gene Ontology annotation, biological process: protein phosphorylation; recognition of pollen. The coding region runs from base 140 to 2590 and encodes 816 amino acids. The transcript is spliced from 7 exons. The record is from RefSeq and is a predicted model, not a curated record. Gene Ontology annotation, molecular function: protein serine/threonine kinase activity; ATP binding. NCBI's taxonomy places the organism in Eukaryota, Viridiplantae, Streptophyta, Magnoliopsida, Fabales, Fabaceae.